GAGAUCCUUCAGCGUACAAACGCACGAUGAGUGUGUGCGCCCGGGCCGGCGUCUUGGGAUCUGCCUUCUACUUCAUGCAUAAGAGUCGCGCGGUGUUCGCCGAAGCGAAACAGGACGUCGGCAGCAAACAGGGAGAGUACGACCUGAAACUGGUGCAGGUCAUAUUCCGACACGGAGCUCGGACGCCUCUCAAACCCAUUCCGCACAAGGAGCAGGUGGAAUGGUCCCCCGCGCUGUUGGAGACCCCCGUGCACACGCAGUUCGAUUACACCGUCACAGACCUGGCGGGGGGUCCGAGGCCUCAUUCUCCAUUCGAGGAACGCUACAGAUCUCACAAACUGAAGGGAGGAACGUUCCCGGGGCAGCUCACUGCGGUUGGGAUGCAGCAAAUGUUUGAUCUUGGAGCCCGACUCAGGAAAACCUACGUAGAAGAGAAGAGCUUUCUGUCUCCAGGAUUUAAAUCGUCGGAAGUCUUUGUCCGUUCCACGAAUAUUGUCCGGAAUCUGGAGUCGACCCGUUGUCUGUUGGCAGGCCUGUUCCAGCAGCAGCAGGAAGGACCGGUGACUGUCGUUACUUCCGAGUCCAGCACGGAAAUUCUUUAUCCCAACUACCAAGGGUGCCAAGAACUGAAACACCUGACCAGUAACAAGAUGUCUCUUGCGUCAUCACAACCUGGGAUGUCAGACGACCUAAAGAAGAUCCAGGAAGGGAUGAACAUCGACGACGAAAAGGACGCCGGCUUCUUCCUACUUCUUGAUAAUCUGCUGGCACAAGAGGUUCACGGGUUUCCGUGCUCGCUCGAGGACAAGCCUCAUCUCCAGAGAGCGGAGAGCAGAGUCAUUGACAUUGUGUCUUAUGUAAUGGGGCCUCAAAACCUGGAAGUUCUCCGGUUGAGCGUGGGGCCUUUUCUACACGCUCUGCAAAGCAACAUCCUGGAUGUCGUGAACUCCGGUGCCGAGGACGCACAGCGCAGGAAGCUGUAUCUCUACGCUGCUCACGAUGUAACUCUCAUACCUCUGCUCAUGGCCCUCGGGAUCUUUGACCAGCGGUGGCCUCCUUACGCCGCGGAUUUGACUCUGGAACUUUACCAGCACCAGGCGUCCAAGGAAUGGUUUGCCCGUCUCAACUACAACGGGGAGGAACAAGUAGUGAGAGGAUGUGAAGCAGGACUCUGCCCGCUGGAGGAUUUCCUAAGCGCGAUCUCUGAGUUUGUCGUCAGUCCUGAAGAAUACCUCAAAGAAUGCUCUAGAACGCAGAGCGGCAACGACAGGCAGUAAUAGUACUGACGCUGUCCUCCCGACGUGCCACCAAAGUACCCCUUGUAUACCCCUCCCCCACCCCACUGCCCAGCAGCCCAGUACAGAAAGAGUUAAAAGGUAUCUUUUAUGGGAGAUUUAUGGUGAUUUAAGUCUUUUAAGUUUAAGCGCUGGACUCUCGCUCACUCGUUCUCACAGGAACACAUACAGCCUAGUACCUCACUCAGCCGUUUAGUGAACCGUCACCAGGUCGCUGCUGGAAGUCAGACCUAGAACGGGUGAUUUAAUCGAAACCAACGCGUGGAAUUGUUUUUACCGUCGCUAAAUUUGUUUGCAAACGUUUUGAAGAAAAAUAAUAAAUAGUGUUGGUUUU
This is a messenger RNA of Spea bombifrons (plains spadefoot toad), 1629 nucleotides long. It is a transcript of the gene ACP6, whose product is annotated as acid phosphatase 6, lysophosphatidic. NCBI's taxonomy places the organism in Eukaryota, Metazoa, Chordata, Amphibia, Anura, Pelobatidae. The transcript has 10 exons. Gene Ontology annotation, biological process: dephosphorylation. The coding region runs from base 27 to 1277 and encodes 416 amino acids. Gene Ontology annotation, molecular function: phosphatase activity. The record is from RefSeq and is a predicted model, not a curated record.